Messenger RNA from Dimorphilus gyrociliatus, 5654 nucleotides. Lineage: Eukaryota; Metazoa; Annelida; Polychaeta; Dinophilidae. The record is from the annotation of a GenBank genome assembly.
AUCAGUACACUAUAUUAUCGCUCAUGUGUGCUUGGAGGGGAUGGUAUCCUUUAAAAACUCGAUCCUAACGGGGAAAUUAUGAAGUUUUCUAAUAAUUGAAAAAUGUCAAAUUUUCAAAAAUUAAAUCUGACUGGUUUUCUCUUUGGGAGUAUUGAUGAGAAAGGAGAAUUAGAGAACGAUGUUUUCGACGACGAUAGCAGAAAACACUUAGAUGGUUUAAAUGUACUCGGAUUUUCCUCCCCUUUAAGAGAGAUCACUCAAGAAGAAGAUGAUGAUGGUUACAAUACAGACUGGCAAACAAAACAGAAUGAAGGUGAAGUGAAAGCUGAAGACGAUGCUGAAGAUUAUUCAAAUAUUGAUGAGGCUGUAGAAGUAAGAGAAGAGAAGGAUAUAGUAGAAGUAGAUGAACAUAUUGAGAAUAAAGGCGAUAGUGAUUUGAUGCCCCCUCCCAAUUGGAGACCUCGAAAAGAGUCUCCAAUGAGACAAACUAGUCCUGAUAAAAAACCUCUAUCUGAUCUCUUGCCUGAUGAAUACAAGGACAUCGAUGUGCGACAACUCUUUCCAGAGUUUGAGGAUGGCAAAGUAUUGCGAUUUACACGUCUCUUCAAGCCGCAAUACAUGCCAAAAUUAUACAAAAACCCCAAUAAAGAUAAAAAAUCCAUUGGAGAAAAAGAGGAGACUGAAGAUCCUCUUUUCACUUGGGAAUGGAGUAGUGAUAGUUUAGUUGGAAAAAUUCCAAAACCCGAGGAACUUGCAGAAGAUGAUAUGGAACUUAUGUUAAAACCAAUAGAAAAGAAGUCUCUAUCAAACGAUAAAAAAUCUGCUCAAGAAAAAGAUAAUUCAGAUAUUGCACCUUGGCGAUAUGGUCCUUCGCAAUAUUGGUAUGAUCUAUUAGGAGUAGAUGAGAGCGGAAGAAAUUUCGAUUACGGCUUCAAGAAAAGAGAAUAUUCUAGCUUAGAAUCUGCAAACAAUAUAGAUGUAAAUUCAAGAAUCUUUCCUGACGAAGCUUAUCACAUGGUGACACAGACUCACUGGGAAGAUGAAGUUAUUUGGAAUCCGGAUGACGUGCGACAUAGGAUAUUGAGCCAACAAAAAAUGAAGGCACCACUAGCUGGUUGGAUACCAAAUAAUACUGCAAGAACCUACUCUCAGUUCGUAAGUCAGUUUGGAGCUUCCUCUCAGUCACAUAGGAAAGAAAAAUCUUAUGUAGCGGGAGUUUUACAGGCAUCCGAAACAAACGCUUUUGAUAAAACGACCCAAUCUAUCUUUCCUGUUGAAAAUCCGGGGUUAGUUUAUGGUAGAUGGGAGGAUGAUAUAAUUUGGGAUGUUGAAAAUAUGGAAAAUAUCCCUGAACCAGCAGUGCUAACAUUAGAUGCAAAUGACGAAAAUAUUAUAUUAAAAAUUCCUGACGACGAAGAUCCCAAUGAUCGAGCAAGGAAUACUCAAAAACAGAAAGAACAGAAAAAAGAAGUAAAAAAAUCAAAAUUAAUUUUAGGUAAAGCUGGUAUUAUCAAUGUUGAAGAAGAAGAGGAGGAAAAGCCUACGGAAGAGCAAACAGAUGACAACAAAGAUCCAUUUAACCUGUCAAAUGAUGAAUACUAUAACCCAAAAUUAGUGUCUGAAGCUUCAUUAAAAUCCAAUGUUGGAGCUAUUCUGCAACAUUCAACACCAGCUGUAGAAUUGCGACAGCCUUUCUUUCCCACUCAUAAUGGCGGAAUGAGACUAAGACAGUGGCAUCGUCCUCCACUGAAACGAUAUUCUCAUGGUGCUAUGACAGCAGAUGGUCCUCAUCAAGUGUUACCUUUAUUAAAAAAUAUCAGAAGGAAAGAAAAGCAACGAGAACUGGAAAGAUUAGCUUCCGGUGGUGGGGAAAUGUUUUUCAUGCGUACAGCAGAUGACCUAUCUGCACGAGAUGGAACUAUUGUUUUGGUGGAAUAUUGUGAAGAAUAUCCACCCCUCCUCAGUCAGGUUGGAAUGGCGAGCAAAAUUAAAAAUUAUUAUAAAAGGAAACCAGGAAAGGAUGUAAAGGAACCAGUCUUUAAAUUUGGUGAUAUAUCCUAUGUUCAUCAGUCACCAUUCUUGGGUCAAUUAGCUCCUGGCCAGUGUUUGCAAGCUGUAGAAAAUAACAUGUAUAGAAGCCCGAUCUAUGAGCACGAGGUCAAUGUCACCGACUUUUUAAUUAUUAGAAACCGUAAUAAUUAUUUUAUUAGAGAAAUCGAAACGAUAUUUACGAGUGGCCAAGCAUGCCCUCUUAUGGAGGUUCCUGGGCCUAAUUCUAAAAGAGCCAAUAAUUUUAUAAAAGAAUUCUUACAAGUUUUUAUUUAUCGAUUAUUUUGGAAAUCACCCGACAAUCCUCGUAGGAUUAAGAUGGAAGAAAUAAAGAAAAGUUUUCCUUCUCAUUCUGAAAGCAGUAUCAGGAAACGUUUGAAGCUGUGCGCUGAUUUCAAGCGAACUGGUACAGAUUCUAACUGGUGGGUUCUUAAACAAAACUUUCGACUGCCAAGUGAAGAAGAAAUGCGUGCUAUGGUCUCACCAGAGCAGUGUUGUGCUUAUUACAGUUUAUUAGCAGCAGAACAAAGAUUGACUGAUGCUGGUUAUGGAGAGAAAAGUUUGUUUGCACCGGAAGAAGAAAAUGAUGAUGAACAAUCGAAAAUUGAAGAUGAAGUUAGAACAGCCCCAUGGAACACUACAAGAGCAUAUAUCGCUGCUAUGAAGGGAAAGUGCUUGUUAGAUUUAAGCGGCGUUGCUGACCCCACAGGUUGUGGAGAAGGAUUCUCUUACAUAAAAAUGCCAAAUAAACCGACACAGCCUAAAACGGAUGAUCCCAACGUCCAAACAAAGAAAACUGUUACAGGAACUGAUGCUGAUCUUAGAAGGCUCUAUUUAAAAGAUGCUAAACAAAUUUUAAGAAAUCACGGAAUUCCUGAAAACGAGAUCAAACAACUUUCAAGAUGGGAUGUUAUUGAUCUUGUUCGUACUGUCUCAACUCAUCAGGUAAAAACUGGUCAAGAAGGGGAAGAAGUUUCCAAAUUUGCGAGAGGAAACAGAUUUUCAAUAGCCGAACAUCAAGAAAGAUAUAAAGAUGAAUGCCAGAGACUUUUUAAUUUGCAAAAUAAGUUAUUACAAUCGAAAGAUAUACUAUCAACAGACGAAGAGUCAGAGCCUGGUGAAGAAUCAGAAAUUGAGGAAAUGGGAAAAAAUAUUGAAAAUAUGCUGUCUAAUAAAAAGACAAGUGCUCAAAUAAGUCAUGAACGAGAAGAAGCAGAACGAAAGCAGUUAAAUAAAGCCAUUGAAUCUGGUCAUUUUGACGAUUCAUCACCGAAAAAGAAGAAAGAUGAUGAGGACGGCAAAAGAACGUUAAGAAUAACAAGAACGUUUAGAAAUGAAGAUGGUUCAAUAUUUACAAGAACUGAAAUCGUUAAAAAGCAAGCAGUUAUCGACGUUUAUGUACGAGUAAGACAAAAUAGUGAUGGCAAUCAAACACGAUCCUUUAAUCCUAAUGAUCCCCUACAAAUGGAUGACAAAAGAGAUAAAAAGAAAUUCAAUGAUAUAAGCAAAAGAUCUAAUAAGGGAUCAGACUUUGGGAUUUCAGGGGAUACUUCUCCAAGAAAACAUAACAAGAAAAGAAAGGAACAGAUGCUUAAGUUAAAAUGUGGAGCUUGUGGCGCUGUCGGGCACAUGAGAACUAACAAAGUAUGCCCUCUAUACAAAGGUGGUGGAACUGCAAGUGGAACAUCCUCAGCGACACCUACUAUAACUAAUACAUCUAGUACACCGAAAAUGUCUGGGAAACAACAUGAUGAUGUGGAAAGUAAGAGUCUUGUGGACGAAGACUUAAUAAAUGUUGAGGGCACAAAAUUAGUUAUAUCAAAACAACUUGUUAGAAGAGCCGAAGAAGUGAAGCAAAAGUCGCUAUUAAUGAAAUUUAAUAAUGCAAGUGGGCUUGAUAGGAAGAGAAAACGUGCAGGAACAGAUGUUCAUUGCGAUUAUUUGGACAAACGAAGUAAAGUUGUUUCGAAUCGUAGAAGAGCAGAUCCGGUUGUAAGCAUGACCACAAUAUUUGAGAAUAUUCUUAAUGAAAUGAGAGAUCUGCCAGAUACUCAACCUUUCUUGUUUGCGGUUAACGGUAAAACAGUUCCUGAUUAUUACCAAAUUGUUAAAAAUCCAAUGGAUUUACAAACCAUCAGAGAAAAUUUGAGGAAUAAAAAAUAUUUGUGUAGAGAAACAUUUAUUUUGGACGUUAAUCUCAUUGUAAAAAAUUCCCAAUUAUACAACGGUCCAAAAUCUAUGCUAACCGUUACAGCUCAGAGAAUGAUAGAUAAAUGUUUACAAAGAAUUGCAGAGAAAGAAGAUAAACUAAUGAAAUUGGAAAAAUGCAUUAAUCCAUUGUUGGAUGAUAAUGAUCAAAAUGCCUUCGAAUAUAUUCUUAAGGCAGUCAUUAAUGAGCGUUUGAUACCAAUAGAGGGAUCAUAUCCCUUUCAUUAUCCCGUUAAAAAGAAGUUUUUCAAAGACUACUACGAUGUUAUUAAACAACCUAUGGAUUUCAGCAAACUAUUGCAGAACGUCAAUCAACAUUGUUAUCAUAGUUCUGAAGAUUUCCUCAACGAUGUUCAGCUAAUUGUUGCCAACUGCAAAAAAUAUAAUGGACCCGAGUCUAAAAUAAGUGAAACCGCCCAACUAAUAUAUGAUACUGCUGUUAAAGCUUUACAAGAGCAAGAAGAAACCAUAAGUGGCCUAGAAGAAAAUAUAAGAAAACGACGAGAAGCUAUGCUCGAUUUUGUCGACACAGAUUCAGUUGUUACGGGAACUAGCAUUACUGGUACCGAAGAGCCUGGAGGUAUGUUUUUUUUUAAUUAAAGAUAAACUUAUUUCUAGUUUAAUUAAUGUUCUUUACAAAAUAUUUAUUUCGUUUCUUUAGAUUUUGAUGAAACUAAUUUAACGAUUCCUGAGUACGGUGGUGAAGGUAAUGAUAUGAUGAGUGGAGGACAACAAGUACAAUACGAAUCUUUCGUUGAUGUUGAAAAUGAAUAUCUUGACGAUAAGGAUGAUUACGAUGGAGAUAAUGAUGCUCUUGCUCAAGAUUUGCAAUUAAGUGACGAAGAUGACGGUGGAAAAACCCCUCAUCCUCAUCAAUUAUCAAAAGGAAGCCGUUUAAGCUCUGAUGAUUCCGACUCCGACGAUUGUCGAAAACCUCCCUUAAAUAUUGAUGAAAAUGCUCAGGAUGCCUCAGAAUCCUUUGAGACAGGAGAUCAAGCUGACAGUUUUGAUCCUACCGCCUUCUUUCAAUCAAUACCAGGUUCAACUAACGUACAGCACGAUUUGGCUGUUAGCGACUCCGACGACGAAAGAGAAGAGGAACGUAUUGUGGGAUUCCAACGUUUAUAAUUUAAAAAGAAAACCAAACACUUACGAAUUUAUUAUUAACAUUUCAUUUCUUUACAAGAAAUACUCUCUACAAGAAGUAUAGAAAUAAAGAAAUAACACUUUUGUUUAAUGCAACUCUUUUUGAAUAACUGAAUUAUGUCAGUACAAUAACGAUAAAUAUCCUUCUCUAUUUUUAGUUAUAAGAUGUUUUUGAAGAUGCAUGUUUUAUACAAAUUUUUCUGCACUCUAGCCUUUAACCAAAUAAAUAUCAUUCAUUGAAUAAUUAUAUU